Monoraphidium neglectum is the source of this 167-nucleotide messenger RNA. RefSeq lists its product as hypothetical. The record is from RefSeq and is a predicted model, not a curated record. The annotation marks the transcript as partial. The transcript has a single exon. NCBI's taxonomy places the organism in Eukaryota, Viridiplantae, Chlorophyta, Chlorophyceae, Sphaeropleales, Selenastraceae.
AUGGCCUCGCUGUUCCUCAGCAGCAUACUAGACGCGUUCGUGGCGCCUGCCGGGGGCCCGGGCCUUCUGAACAGCGGAUUAGAUUCACCCACGCGAUGUGCACGCGACUCUGGGUGCUUGGGCUUCAGCGAGGAGGGCGGGCCGCUGGACUCGGGGUGCACCUGCAG